AUGUACAGCUUCAAUACUCUUCGACUCUACCUUUGGGAGACCAUUGUAUUCUUCAGCCUUGCAGCGUCUAAGGAGGCUGAAGCUGCCCGCUCGGCGCCCAAGCCUAUGUCGCCCUCGGAUUUCCUGGACAAGCUCAUGGGGAGAACCUCUGGAUACGAUGCCAGGAUCAGGCCCAAUUUUAAAGGUCCCCCGGUGAAUGUGAGCUGCAACAUUUUCAUCAACAGCUUUGGUUCCAUUGCUGAGACAACUAUGGACUACAGGGUCAACAUCUUCCUGCGGCAGCAGUGGAACGACCCUCGGCUGGCCUACAAUGAAUAUCCCGAUGACUCUCUGGACCUGGACCCAUCCAUGUUGGAUUCCAUCUGGAAACCUGACCUGUUCUUUGCCAACGAGAAGGGGGCCCACUUCCACGAGAUCACCACAGACAACAAACUGCUGAGGAUCUCCCGGAAUGGCAAUGUCCUCUACAGCAUCAGAAUCACCCUGACGCUGGCCUGCCCCAUGGACUUGAAGAAUUUCCCCAUGGACGUCCAGACGUGCAUCAUGCAACUGGAAAGCUUUGGAUACACCAUGAAUGACCUCAUCUUUGAGUGGCAGGAGCAGGGAGCUGUGCAGGUGGCAGAUGGACUAACUCUGCCCCAGUUUAUCCUGAAGGAGGAGAAGGAUUUGAGAUACUGCACCAAGCAUUACAACACAGGUAAAUUCACCUGCAUCGAGGCCCGGUUCCACCUGGAGAGACAGAUGGGCUACUACCUGAUCCAGAUGUACAUUCCCAGCCUGCUUAUUGUCAUCCUCUCAUGGAUUUCCUUCUGGAUCAACAUGGAUGCUGCACCAGCCCGUGUGGCCCUGGGCAUCACCACUGUGCUCACCAUGACCACCCAGAGCUCUGGCUCCCGAGCAUCCCUGCCCAAGGUGUCCUAUGUGAAAGCCAUUGACAUUUGGAUGGCCGUGUGCCUGCUCUUCGUGUUCUCAGCCCUGCUGGAGUAUGCCGCUGUCAACUUUGUGUCUCGGCAGCACAAAGAUCUGCUCCGAUUCCGGAGGAAGCGAAGACAUCACAAGGAGGAUGAGGCCGGAGAAGGCCGCUUCAACUUCUCUGCCUAUGCGAUGGGCCCGGCCUGUCUGCAGGCCAAGGAUGGCAUCUCAGUCAAGGGUGCCAACAACAACAACACCACCAACCCCGCUCCUGUACCAUCAAAGUCCCCAGAGGAGAUGCGAAAACUCUUCAUCCAGAGGGCCAAGAAGAUCGACAAACUAUCCCGCAUCGGCUUCCCCAUGGCCUUCCUCAUCUUCAACAUGUUCUACUGGAUCAUCUACAAAAUUGUCCGCAGGGAGGAUGUCCACAACCAGUGA
Molecule: messenger RNA, 1350 nt
Organism: Equus quagga
Lineage: Eukaryota; Metazoa; Chordata; Mammalia; Perissodactyla; Equidae
Gene: GLRA1
Product: glycine receptor alpha 1
Exons: 9
Coding region: 1-1350 (449 amino acids)
Biological process (GO): nervous system process; signal transduction; regulation of membrane potential
Cellular component (GO): postsynaptic membrane; plasma membrane; synapse
Molecular function (GO): extracellularly glycine-gated chloride channel activity; glycine binding; transmembrane signaling receptor activity
Source: RefSeq, a predicted model, not a curated record